CGCCCUUCGCGGUGGACGCCGGCGGCCCUGGACGAGGGUUCCACCACCUUAAAUGGUUUUGAGCCAAUGAAGCUGUAUCCCCUUAAGAAGACGGACAGCCUGUCGCGUGAACUGUAGAAUUUGCAGACAGAUUUAUAUUGGUAUCCGCCCCCAGAUCAUGAACGGCCCCCUGCACCCCCGCCCCUUGGUGGCACUGCUGGACGGCAGAGACUGCACCGUGGAGAUGCCCAUCCUGAAGGACCUGGCCACUGUGGCCUUCUGCGAUGCACAGUCCACUCAGGAGAUCCAGGAGAAGGUGUUAAAUGAGGCCGUGGGCGCCAUGAUGUACCACACUAUCACCCUCACCAGGGAAGACCUGGAGAAGUUCAAGGCCCUGCGGGUGAUCGUGCGGAUCGGCAGUGGCUAUGACAACGUGGACAUCAAGGCUGCCGGCGAGCUUGGGAUCGCUGUGUGCAACAUCCCAUCUGCAGCUGUGGAAGAGACGGCCGAUUGCACCAUCUGCCACAUCCUCAACCUAUACCGCCGCAAUACAUGGCUGUACCAGGCCCUGCGGGAAGGCACGCGGGUACAGAGUGUGGAACAGAUCCGCGAGGUGGCCUCAGGAGCGGCACGAAUCCGUGGGGAGACACUGGGCCUCAUCGGCUUCGGUCGCACGGGGCAGGCGGUUGCUGUUCGAGCCAAGGCCUUUGGAUUCAGCGUCAUAUUUUAUGACCCCUACUUGCAGGAUGGGAUCGAGCGGUCCCUGGGCGUGCAGAGGGUCUACACCCUACAGGACUUGCUGUAUCAGAGCGACUGUGUCUCCUUGCACUGCAAUCUCAAUGAACAUAACCACCACCUCAUCAAUGACUUUACUAUAAAGCAGAUGAGGCAAGGGGCAUUCCUUGUUAAUGCAGCCCGCGGUGGCCUGGUGGACGAGAAGGCCUUGGCGCAGGCCCUUAAGGAGGGCAGGAUACGAGGGGCAGCCCUUGAUGUGCAUGAAUCGGAGCCCUUUAGCUUUGCUCAGGGUCCUUUGAAAGAUGCACCAAAUCUCAUCUGUACCCCCCACACGGCCUGGUAUAGUGAACAAGCAUCACUUGAGAUGAGAGAGGCAGCUGCCACAGAGAUCCGCCGAGCAAUCACAGGUCGCAUCCCAGAAAGCUUAAGAAACUGUGUCAACAAGGAAUUCUUUGUCACAUCAGCUCCUUGGUCAGUAAUAGACCAGCAAGCAAUUCAUCCUGAGCUCAAUGGUGCCACAUACAGGUAUCCGCCAGGCAUAGUAGGCGUGGCUCCGGGAGGACUUCCUGCAGCCAUGGAAGGGAUCAUCCCUGGAGGCAUCCCAGUGACUCACAACCUCCCCACGGUGGCACACCCUUCCCAAGCUCCCUCUCCCAACCAGCCUACAAAACAUGGGGACAAUCGAGAGCACCCCAACGAGCAAUAGCAGAGAAUGCUGAAAGGUAAUCAUUCAGAUAAACUUGGGACCAAGAGACAGUGAAAAUGGAUGAACUAAGAGAAGGAAUUUGACAGUCUUUUUAACUGACCCUGGACAUAUGCAUCAUUGGUGUUGCAGUGUUAAAAGCUACAAGAGCUAGAAAACUGAAGAUGUCGUCUGCUUCCGGAAGCGCUGAAAGAAUAGGACGUGAUUUAUUAACGACCAACUUCUGUUAUUGUGUGUUAAGUUUUCCAUCUGUGCAUCAAAUCACAAAGAAUAAAUAGAGCUUUUUCCUUUAUCAGUUCCUUGGGCACAGCAGGUCCUGAGCACCUUGCUCUAGAAUGUUGCAUCAAGAGUUCCAAACAUCAAAAUAAAAAAAAAUAUUAAGAGGAAAUCCCCAUCUUAUGACUCUAGUCCCUUUGGUCUACAGGGGCUUGUUACCUCUUUUUGCUAAUAGGAAGACAAAAUUGCUACAAAAAUGGGGAAAAAACUGUUUGCCUGUGUUAGACACCUGCACGCAUAGGAUUGAAGACAGUACAGGCUCCUGUACAGAAGUGUCUCCCUCACAGCUGAACUGCAUACCGAGCAGGCAAGCUGGUUGUAAGUUAAGUUGUACCCUCUGAUGAUGCAAAAAAGAAAAAAAAAAGAAAAAAGUAUUAAGUUUCACAAGCUGUUUGUACUCAAAUAUAUUUUCUCAGUUUCAGAUCCUCAGCUAUUUUAUUGAGUGGAAAGUCUUGAACUGCUAAGGGUUCAAGAAUAAUGUUGCAUUUCCUUAUGUCUCAGGAAACACUUUUUAUGGUAACUUGUCAGAUUGUCUAUGAACAAACCCACUUUUUUAGACAUUGAUAAAUUCUUUUCUUCACGUGAUAUUUUAUACAAGAACACUUCAGAUGUGUUAUUAGAUGUGACUGAUUUUAACAAAUCCUAUUAGAUUUGUAUCAACUAGUUACAUGUUCUAUUCAUAGUCUUUUGUGAAUCAUUGCCUUUUUGUUUAAAAAGAUGGCCUAUUUUGAGCCUUUGUAUAGGUACAUUCCUGUUUUUGUGACAAAAGAAAAACUUUAACCUGUCCCAAAAGGAAAAAUGGCUAUCAGAAGUAUGUUUUGUUUUAGUGUGAGUUACCGUUACUGUACUUGUUUAUUGUAAAAGGUGGACAUUUAGCGUUCAGUGCAGUUUUCAAUAAAAAGUAAUUAAAA
Messenger RNA from Marmota monax (woodchuck), 2604 nucleotides. Its product is annotated as C-terminal-binding protein 2-like. The transcript has a single exon. The coding region runs from base 158 to 1420 and encodes 420 amino acids. Gene Ontology annotation, molecular function: transcription corepressor activity; oxidoreductase activity, acting on the CH-OH group of donors, NAD or NADP as acceptor; NAD binding. The record is from RefSeq and is a predicted model, not a curated record. Lineage: Eukaryota; Metazoa; Chordata; Mammalia; Rodentia; Sciuridae.